Molecule: messenger RNA, 3768 nt
Organism: Plectropomus leopardus (leopard coralgrouper)
Lineage: Eukaryota; Metazoa; Chordata; Actinopteri; Perciformes; Serranidae
Gene: cuedc1b
Product: CUE domain containing 1b
Molecular function (GO): ubiquitin binding
Source: RefSeq, a predicted model, not a curated record
UGUGGAGGGACACAAUCCUGCUGCUGCCCAGUACGAUGCUGACAGGCGCCGUCCCGCGGCUCCCCUGGAUCAUAUCGUCUGCUCGUGUGGCCCCUGGGAGCCUCAGUCUGUGCUGAUGAGCGUGAUGUAGCUAUGAGCGUUUCCUGGCGGAUUUUGACUAUAAUCUCCACCUGGUGACAGGACUUUGGACGUUAACUUCGGUCACCGUCUGACAAUUGCAGUCCCUGCACACCCCGAAAUACAGUCAGCCAUGCCGGAUUCAGCCGAAUAACGGGAAGCACUGGGGGCGGGGGUGGGGAGUCCAGUUUUCCGAAACUCCCAUCAAAAGACUGCCAUGUUGGUGAGAAUGAGAAACUGAGCGGGGGAAAAGUGGAAAGCAAGUGAGACUUGAAGGGGCUAAAGUGCUCGUGUCGGUGACAGAAAAGAAGAGCCAUCCUGUCAGUAGGUCGGCAGCUCCUGAGGCAGCCAGGCUCCAGAGGAUGACGAGCCUGUUCAAGCGCAGCAGCAGCAAUGGAGGCUCCGGCGGUGGUGGAAGUGGCGGCGGUGGUGGCGGAGGCGGCAGCGGGCAGGGGCAGCUCAAUAACAGCAGGCCCAACCGGCAGGUCCGACGCCUGGAGUUCAACCAGGCCAUGGAGGACUUCAAGACCAUGUUCCCCUCGAUGGACUAUGAGGUGAUCGAGUGCGUGCUGCGCUCCAACAAUGGAGCCGUGGACGCCACUAUCGACCAGCUGCUCCAGAUGAGCAUUGACGGACAGGGCUCGGAUGACAGCUCGGACUCAGAUGACAGCAUCCCGCCAGAGAUUCUGGAGCGAACACUUGAACCUGACAGCUCAGACGAGGAACCGCCUCCAGUCUACUCUCCGCCAACGUAUGAUAUGCACAUUUAUGACAGAAAAUACCCAGAAGCCCCACCAACACCCCCGCCAAGAUUUGAAGCCCAGCCACCUCCAGGUCACCAGCAGGUCAGAAGUUACAGGAACUGGAACCCUCCUUUGCUGGGAAAUCUCCCCGAUGAUUUUCUGCGAAUCCUGCCACAGCAGUUGGACAGUAUAAAGAGCUCUCAGAGCAGUCUAUCCCAGCCUUCAUCGUCAUCCUCCUCCUCAGUUUCUUCAAUAAACCAAUGGACAGCCCAGUGUGGCUCUCUGUCUGGAGCCGCGGGGACCUCUGGAGGUCCGGGUUUGACGACAGGAGCCACGGAGCAGGACAAGAAACUGAAGCAGUAUCUGGAAGACGAGCGCAUCGCCCUCUUCCUGCAGAACGAGGAGUUCAUGAGAGAGCUACAGCGCAACCGCGAGUUCCUCAUCGCCUUAGAGAGAGAUCGCUUGAAGUAUGAAUCAAAGAAAUCAAAGUCCAAUCAUUCAUCUAGCAUGGAGAGUUCCACAGGAGAGCAGUGUGCAGCUUCAAUGGAGGCCGUCUCAGAUGACGCCCUGUUCAGAGACAAACUCAAACACAUGGGCAAAUCGACGAGAAAGAAGCUGUUUGAAAUUGCCAGAACGUUUUCAGAGAAGACAAAGAGGAGAAAGUCAAAACGGAGGAUGCUGCUGAAGCACCACUCAUUGGGCACAGCCAACUCUACAGCUAAUCUCCUGGAUGAUGUAGAGGGAAACCCCUGUGAGGAAGAUGGCCAGCCCAGACGAGCAAACACUCAGGAAGAGAACGAACAACGCAAUGAGCCAAUAUUAUGAUCCUCCUAUGCUGCACCAUAUCAGGGUUACCAUGGCGACGGCAGCAUGACCCAUGGGUGGCGGCCUUGCAGCUCUUCCUGUCCCCACCUGCUCACCUCACCUUAAUCCAAACCAGCCAAUGUAAGGCUUCCUUCCUCCUUCCCAGGGAGAGGAACUGGACUGUUCCCAGCAGUGGCCGAACUGUCUAUAAAUGCAUUAUCUCUGUAUGAUAACACUUUGUUAAUAUAUCAUUUUACAUGUAAAGGAAAAAUGCAUUAGUCCUUACCAGUAUUUGUUAACGGCUUCCUUUAAUCCACUGAGAGGAACACUAGCGUAGUGAUGAUCUCGCCAAUAUGAACCUUUAUUACUUUUCCAGACUGCGUGUUUCGGAUCGGUGUCCCUCAGGCUUGACAUUUCAAAUCCAAAGUCUUCACACGCUCCUUUAUAUACACUAAAAACCAUGUAGAGCUUUUUUACCAUGUUUUCUUAAUCCGAUUGUAAUAUUCUGCCGUUUUUGAACGUCAGGGGUUAUGUAACUGAAAUUCUUAUGUGUCAGCAUAUUGUGGCCAUUAAAAGUUGUGGCUGCCGAAAAUGUCAACACUUGAUCAUUGAUAACCAGUUGAUCACGCAACUGUGUUUUCGGGAAAAAAAGCAUGUCUAGAACAGUUCACUUAGUUUGCUUUGUUUGGCAAGGUGAGAGCGCCGUCAUUCAGCACGUUGUUGCACCACAAACGGCACAGCUGCCAGAUCAUUUCACCACCAUGACGGGCCGUGUGCCAUCUGGCAUCAAGUUAUGGUUAAUGUGAACUCGCUUCCAAAGUUUCAACAGGGUUAUGUAACGAAACCAUUCCAACAGCCAGGCCAAGGUCUCAAGUCAAGUGUUAUAUAAUCCUGAUUACAAAAAAAGAUGGCACGAUAUGCAAACGCUAAUAACAACAGAAUGCAAUGAUUUGCAAAAUAGUUUUCGACGGAAAUUCUAUUAAAAUAAGUACAAAGACAAGAUAGUUCAUGUUCAGACUGAAACUUUGUUGUUUUUGGUAAGGCUCAUUGUGUGUUUGAUGCCAGCGACAUGUUCCAAAAAAGUUUUGGCAGAGACUCGAUGACCACUGGGUUACAUAACGUUUUCUUUUAAUAACGCUCAGAGAGAGUUUGGCAGCCGAGCACACUAAAGUCACGUUUAGAAGAGAGCAGCCCUGCUAAAAACUGAAAAGUCUCGACUUUGCGUUUAAAAAACAACAAAUAACUUUGUACUCACACACAACAGAAGAACAAAGUGCGACCGUGACGUCACCGUUCACACAGGAUCCGCUCAUUGCCAGUUUACACAGCAAUAGAAGGGGUGGCGUUUUCAAAAGAUUACACUCUGAACCAGGUUUCAAAAGUUUGCGUUUUCAGGCCCCCAAAACGGCGCUGUCUUAUGAACAAAACGCCAAACUGUGACAAAAGUUUAACACUUCAUGUAAGAGCAGUUGACGUGUAAACGGCCCCUUAUUGUUGACAUCUUGAAAAUAAAUCUCUUUCCCAUUCUUGCUAAUUAUACGUCUUAAGUUGCUCAACAGUCCAGUUUCUCUGUUGCUGUGUUUUGCGCUUCAUAACAAGCCGCACUUUUCAGUGGGUGACAGCACUGAACUGCAGGCAGCCGAGUACCUGCACUCUUUAAUAAUCAAACCACGCUGACCCUGAAAUGUUCGUCGUCUGGAUGGCAGCGUAUGUUGCUCCAAAACCUGUAUGUACUUUUCAGCAUUCGUGGUGCCUUCAAAGAUGUGCAAGUUAUCCAUGAUGCCAUGGGCACUCACACCCCCCCAUACCAUCAGAGCUGCUGGCAGAAUGCAACGAUUUGCAAAAUAAUUUUCGACAUAAAUUCAAUUGAACAAAGUACCAAGACAAGUUAUUUAAAGCUCAGAUAUUUUUGUUAAAUAUAAACUCAUACUGCAUUUGAUGCCAGCAACAUGUUCCAAAAAAGUUUGGGCAGGGACUCGAUUACCACUGUGUCACUUUUUCUUUUAAUAGCACUCAGAGUUUGGCAGCCGAGGACACUAAAGUCACGUUUAGAAGAGAUCAGCCCUGCUAAAAACUGAAAGGUCUUGACUUUGCGUUUUGGUUU